Molecule: messenger RNA, 810 nt
Organism: Didymosphaeria variabile
Lineage: Eukaryota; Fungi; Ascomycota; Dothideomycetes; Pleosporales; Didymosphaeriaceae
Exons: 2
Coding region: 1-810 (269 amino acids)
Biological process (GO): transmembrane transport
Cellular component (GO): membrane
Molecular function (GO): transmembrane transporter activity
Source: RefSeq, a predicted model, not a curated record
AUGGUCUUGUCUCCAGGCUCCGACGCAACCGCCCACAUGGCCGAAGAAGUCCGCGACGCCGACCGCUACGUCCCCAUCUCCCUCUUCUGGUCCUACAUCGGCAACUCUCUCAUGGCCAUCGUCUUCCUCAUAACCUACCUCUUCGCCAUGCCCUCAGUCGAAGACGCCAUCAACGAUCCCUCCGGCUACCCCUUCCUCUACGUCUUCAAAGGCGCCAUGGGCACCGCAGGCGUAAAUACGCUCACCAUCAUCGUCCUCCUCAUUGUCUCCGCCGCAAACGUAAACUUCGGCGCCUCGACCGCGCGCCAAACCUUUGCAUUCGCGCGUGACAAAGGACUCCCUUUCUCAAGCUGGCUCGCAAGAGUGCACACAAGCAAAGGAAUCCCCGCGAACGCCAUACUAUUGACAUGCAGCGUAACCAUCCUCCUCUCCCUCAUCAACAUCGGCUCCCUCGUCGCCUUCAACGCCAUCAUCUCCCUACAGAUCGUCUCCCUGAUGUUCACGUACUUCUGCUCUCUCUCCUGCGUUCUCUACCGGCGUGUCUACCACCCGGAGCUCCUGCCCGUCGCGCGCUGGAGUCUCGGGAAAUGGGGGCCGAUGGUGAACAUUGUGGGAUUGGCGUAUGUGGUGUUUGCGUUCUUUUGGAGCUUCUGGCCGAAUGAGACGCCGGUGGAUGCGGAGACGUUUAACUGGAGUGUGGUUAUGUUUUUGGGGGUGUUUCUGGUGGCGUUGGUGAUGUAUGCGGUGGAAGGGAGGAGGGUGUAUAGUGGGCCGGUUAAGCAGUGUCGGAUGGCGAGGUUGGAGAUUUGA